Molecule: messenger RNA, 1741 nt
Organism: Mangifera indica (mango)
Lineage: Eukaryota; Viridiplantae; Streptophyta; Magnoliopsida; Sapindales; Anacardiaceae
Product: serine/threonine-protein kinase WAG1-like
Exons: 1
Coding region: 126-1589 (487 amino acids)
Biological process (GO): protein phosphorylation
Cellular component (GO): nucleus; cytoplasm; plasma membrane
Molecular function (GO): protein serine/threonine kinase activity; ATP binding
Source: RefSeq, a predicted model, not a curated record
CACUCUAUUGCGGAUGGAUCAACUAAACUCUUUAUUUAAUUCACUUUCCAUCAAUUUUCCUCUCCAUCUCUCUUCCCGUUUAUAAACAACUCCACUUCCCUCACACAUACCCACAAUUUGUCGCCAUGGACGACGAAACCUGCUUCCCCGACACUGAUCUCGAUCUCAGCUUCACCUCCACCGCCACCGACCGCACCUUCGCCUCCUCCAGCGCCCGGUCUAGUCUCGCUCUCAGCUUCAACGAAUCCAUCCUUUACUCCAACGCCUCAACGCCUUCAAACACCAACGCCGCUGCAAAUACAACAGUAAGUCGUAAAUGGGAUCCUCAUUGGUCAGCUAUUAAGGCGGCCACGACGCUCUCAUCCGACGGGAAGCUCCACCUUAAGCAGCUCAAACUUGUCCGCCACCUUGGCACGGGAAACCUAGGCAGAGUCUUCCUCUGCCACCUGAGAGAUUGCAGCACGUCGACGUUCGCGCUCAAAGUCAUCGACAAAAAUUCCCUCAGUUCCAAGAAACUCUCUCACGUUCAAAUGGAGGCCGAUGUUCUCUCCAUGCUCGACCACCCGUUUCUCCCCACACUCUACGCCCACCUCGAAGUCUCACACUACACUUGUUUACUAAUCGACUACUGCCCCAACGGCGACCUCCACUCUCUCCUCCACAAACAGCCCCGCAACCGCUUCUCAAUCAAAGCCGUCAAAUUCUUCGCUGCGGAAACGCUGGUCGCUUUGGAAUAUCUCCACGCUCUCGGCAUCGUUUAUCGCGAUCUGAAACCGGAGAACAUUCUUCUACGCGAGGAUGGACACAUCAUGUUAUCGGAUUUCGAUUUGUGUUUCAAAGCUGACGUGGUUCCCACUAUUCAAAACCGGGCUCAUCGGAUAAGCGAUAAGUUCCGACGCAGAAAGAACCGGUGCAAUUGUUUCGGCUCAGCCUCGAACCACCGCGAACUGAUUGAAAUGGAGGAGGAGUUUGUGGCGGAGCCGGUGACGGCAUUUUCAAAGUCUUGUGUUGGUACGCAUGAGUAUUUGGCGCCGGAGUUGGUUUCUGGCAAGGGUCACGGUAACGGAGUAGAUUGGUGGGCGUUCGGGAUUCUUAUACACGAAUUGUUGUACGGUGCGACGCCGUUGAAGGGAGAAAGCAAAGAGAGCACACUGCGCAAUAUAGUAUCGACCAAAGAGGUGAAAAUCCACGUGGACGAAAAUGAAGAGGAAGGAGUGGCAGAAGCUCGAGAUUUAAUUGAGAAGCUGUUAGUGAAGGACCCAUGGAGGAGGCUAGGAUGUGCCAGGGGUGCGACGGAGAUUAAACGUCACCCAUUUUUUGACGGGGUUAAGUGGCCGUUAAUAAGGAACUACAAGCCUCCGGAAGUUCGAGGGCUGGUGAGAAGAACCAGGUCGCACGUGAGUGGCACGGUUAAUACUGUCACCCACAAGAACAGGCGGUGCUGGUGGAAGAAAAUUUUCCUUUUAGGGAAGAAAAACAAUAAGGGAUUUAAAAGUAAUUUAUUUAAUUUAAAUCACCAACAAAAUUACAGUAAUUACUAUAAAUAUUCCUACGUUAAUAAUAGUAAUAAAAAUGGGAAAUUAUUUUAGUUUUUAUUUUUUUUAAUUAGAUCAGAAAAUUUAGUGAGUUUUGGAUGGUAAAGAAGAGGGAGGUUUGAGGGAUUUUUAUUUUUUUUUAAUACAAGGAUGUGAUUUAUUGUAUAUUAAUAAAAAACUAUAUAUAAGAUUAAUUUUUAGUUGCU